Molecule: messenger RNA, 4483 nt
Organism: Numida meleagris (helmeted guineafowl)
Lineage: Eukaryota; Metazoa; Chordata; Aves; Galliformes; Numididae
Gene: GPR180
Product: G protein-coupled receptor 180
Exons: 9
Coding region: 71-1372 (433 amino acids)
Biological process (GO): G protein-coupled receptor signaling pathway; response to pheromone
Source: RefSeq, a predicted model, not a curated record
CCCGUCCCGCCCCAGUCGUAGCUCGGCGGGGCCGAGAGGUCACGUGGCGGGGGGGUGGCGGAUCCCCGCGAUGGGGUGGCGGCUGCUGUGGCUGCUGUGCGCCGGGGGCGCCGCCUGGAGCAAGACGCUGCGGGGCGGCUUCGUCAGCUCCGCCGCCCGGCUGGAGCCCUGGCGGCCGGUGGCACGCUUCCAGUUCCGCGGUGACCAUGCUGUUCUGUGUGUCAGAAUCACCAAUGUAGCAGCAGCUGUGACAAAAGAAGCCAGACUUCACCUGUUUCAAGCACAGGAAUGGCUGAAGUUGCAGAAUCACAUCCAGGAUCACAGCUGUACAGAGAAAUUCUCUAAAGCUCAACUGACAAUGACUGUGAACCACACAGAGCAAAAUCUGACAGUGUCCCAGAUUCCUUAUCCGGAGACAUGGUAUGUGUUUUAUGUAGACAAGUUUACCUGCGAGGAGAAUUAUUCUGAAUCCGAGGAUAUUCAGUUUGAAAUGGUCUUACUAAAUCCAGAUGCAGAAGGGAAUCCAUUAGAUCACUUUAGCGCAGGGGAGUCUGGAUUACAUGAAUUCUAUUUCCUGCUUGUCCUAGCAUACUUUGUAACUGCUUGCAUAUAUGCACAGUCCCUAUGGCAGACAAUUAAGAAGCAUGGACCAAUGCAUACUGUAUUAAAGGUGCUCUCAAUUGCAUUAUUGUUGCAGGCUGGUUCAGCUCUUGCCAACUACUUGCAUUUCUCAAGUUAUUCCAAGGAUGGAAUAGGAGCACCUUUUUUGGGAAGUCUGGCAGAAUUGUGUGACAUAGUCUCUCAGAUACAAAUGCUUUAUUUGUUGUUGAGUCUGUGUAUGGGUUGGACAAUAGGCAGAAUGAAGAAAUCUCAUAGCAGACCUCUUCAGUGGGAUUCCACUCCAACAUCUACUGGCAUUGCUGUAGUAGUUGUUGUUACACAGAGCUUUUUAUUAAUUUGGGAACAGUUUGAAGAUACUAAUCAUCACAGCUACCACUCACACCAUGGCUUAGCAAGUGGACUACUUAUUGGCCUCAGAGUUUGCCUAGGUUUGUCACUGGCUGCUGGUCUUUACCAGAUCAUCACAGUGGAGAGAAGCACGCUGAAAAGGGAAUUCUAUAUUACCUUUGCCAAAGCCUGCAUUCUCUGGUUUCUGUGCCACCCAUGUCUUGCAACCGUUUCUGUAAUAUUCAGAGAAUAUCAAAGGGAAAAGAUUAUUACCAUAGGCGUUAUCCUCUGUCAGUGCAUCUCCAUGGUUAUCCUCUACAGACUUUUUCUCUCUCAUAGUCUAUAUUGGGAAGUAUCUUCACUGUCAUCAGUGACAUUGCCACUAACAGUAUCCUCUGGACAUAAAAGUCGACAUCGCUUCUGAGAUGUUUAGGAAGAAUACAUUAUGUAAAAAAUGUGCAAUAAUGAUCUAAAUAUGCAGGUAUUUUUGUCACAGGUAUGUGAUACAUUGGUUUCACUGGAAGACUGGGUGACACUAUCAGAGCAUUUCACGGAACUUUGGUUUGACAAGGUCCUUAGGUUAAUCUGUUAAAGUACUGUUGAGUGGAAAAAUCCGUCAUUUGAAUGAUUUCCUAAAAAUGGUGUGUGUGUAGCAUGUGGUGCUGAGCCAUAGCACAGGAAACUGUAAGGAAUCUUUCCCAUUCACAGCCACAAAAAAAUGUCGUUACUUUAUUUAUAUCAAUACCAAGUUUGAAAGUCUUAUAAAAUACAGUACUUAAAAUGUCUACAAGCUCAAACAAGUCUGAUAUAGGCCAGUUGUGAAAUUGAUGUGAUGCCUUACAAUGAAUACAAGUUUUUUUUGGUUUUGUUUUUUUGGGUUUUUUUUUUCAUUCUUUAGGAAAAAAAUGCAUUUUAUGUAUAAGUAUAAAAGAAAGGGAAACAAAAGAGGGAAAGUCCACUAAAAACGUAUAUAAAAUGUUUACAGCUAUCUACAGGAAACUUUCCUUUAUUGUUGGUGUAAAAUAAAGGCUUUUUUUGCAAUUCCUGUUCAUAUUGGUUAGAGCUGUGGUGAGAAUGGGAACAGAGUUUGUAUUUUCCUUUUUUGAAGUAAAUGUAACUAAAAAUUUCACCUAGUAGUGAAGAUCUAAGCAAUAUUUGAGGCUUAAGAAGAUACAGCAACAUAAAGGUAAUUAAAACAGCAGGCUCACAUCUUUUUUUUUUUUAAAAAAAAAAAAGAGAAAAAGGAAUGGGUGAUGUGGCACUAGAAUUUUAAUCCUGAUAUAAUUCAUUUCUCUUACAUUGAGGAUUCAAUCAUAAUUAAGCCAUAUACACAGAUUAAAUUAACAGAAGCAUUUCAUAUAAAUGUUGGUUUCAGUCAUCAACUACCCAUGAAUUCCUGCCCAAGGAUACUUAAUCAGGAUUAAAUUUUCUAUGAAUAAUUGAAAAACAAAAUACUCACUGGAUUUGUUAUAAUCCAUGUUGGCACUGAGUUCUAAGUAGUUGCCAUCUUCCAUCCAUUGUAAUAAAGCCAUACUACUUUGUGAUGCCCUAGCAUUCAGAAAAACAGUGUAAAUAUAUACUUUAUUGAAGUGCCUAUUUAUUAAGUAUGAUUAGAUCGUGCUGACAUUUUCCUUCAUAAUAAGAACUUACCUAUUACCAUUGUGACUGCAGUCACUCUUGGAUUUUCUUUAAUUAUUUGUCAUAUUUUAGCUUUCUUCCCAUAAACAUGCAUCUCUUCGCAACACUGAUUUUUAUUUUCAGGUAAAUUAACGUUCGUUUCUUCUUAAUGGUAUGCAUCUAAUUAUGCCUCUAUGAAAACGUGAAGACACCAGGGUUCUAGCUUCAAAACAGCCCUAACUUUUCAUUCAUGUUUGCUUCAGAUGUGAGCAUAGUUGAAACGUAAGUCUAUUGCAUUUCAGUUUAGAGGUGAAAGUAGACAUUUGCCUUUGACUAAGGCAAAAUGGCAACAUGACAAAGUUGCUCAUUAAAUCAUCUCCUUUCUUAUUGUUUGUAAUUCAGAUCAAGAAUGGCAGGUUGAGGCUGGAAAAGAUGAGAUAUCAUGAUUUCACACAAUCUUCAGAAUGAUUAAAAGAUUAAUUAUUACAUUCCUCUGAUAACCACACAAAAAUAUUAUUGGUUAAAACUUCAGUCUUUAUUUCCCUGCUUAUCUCUGUACUUUUCAUCUUCUCAAGAAAAAAGCAUCCUGUUUUUGAUAAGUCUCCAAUAAUGCAGUAGAAGAGUUCUAUCUGUCCUCAUGUAUAAGACAUGAAAUUCACAUAUAAAAUAGAGUUUUCUGAUAGACACAAGAGCUCCUUUAUAGUUUAUGAUCAGUCAUGAUAAAAGUUUUAACCUAUGCAGAAAAACUGCGUGUGACUUUCACAAUAGACGCUCUGUUUUACUCUCCAGGAGUAUUUUCUUGCUUCCUGUAGUAGCUCUGACUUCAAUCCAUCCGUAUUAAAGUAAAUGGCAUCUUAAUUUUCCCUUCUAAAUACACCCUACAACAAUUCGUAAAACACAUUCAGAAUUCAUAGUUCAUCAGGGUAUAAAUGUGAAGUAUAAGAUGUUGUCUCUUAGUCUUUUCUAGAUUGCCCCGUAAAUCAACAGGUAACAUGAUUCUUUUAGUCUCAUGGUAAGCUGUACCACGGACAUGCAUUUCUGCUCGGUCCUAUUAGCACUCUUUCCUAACUGUCAUCCACAGAUUUUAAGGUAUUAAAUCAUUUAAGGUAUUAAAUCAUUAUGUAUGCUGUAGCAUUUAGGUCAGUAUCACUAUGAUAAUAUUCAAGAUGUCCAUUAAUGUGGUAUAUAUCUGUGGGGAUAGGGGGCCUGAAAUCUUCAAAUAUGAGCUGUUUACAAAACUUCAUGCUUACCUGUACUCUAGCUUGAAGCUUACUGCCUGUGGAUCGUGCCUGAGGAAUGGCUUGAAUAUGUGAAAGCCUGUCUCUUCUUCCUGACUCACGUCUUCCAUGGGACCAGCUGAUAAAACCUUGGUUUUUUUCAUGCUUAUUCACACAGUUACCCAAUUUAUCAAUUUGGUUUCAUAACCACCUCUUAGGAGAAUAGCUUCCAGCCAAGCUUUUAGUCGUCUUCAGUAAGUGCACCCUGAACAACUCUCUGUUCGUAAAAUGUGUUUCCAUCACCCCAGCACCCCCCAAAAAAAAAAGUUUGUGUUGCAGAACUGCAGUUCUGGCGGAGAUCUGAGCAACUCAUACCCACCUCAGCUACGGGCCAAGUGACAGCAGUGGACAAAAGCACUCCUUUAGCACAGCCGUAGCCCCAGUGUGUCGAGGGCAUGGUUUGUGCCAGCUGAAAGCGGCUGCCCACCCAGGGAGCUCUCAGCAGGAGGGCUGUAGCCGGGUUGCAGCCUGCCUGCUACCUCGCAGAGAGAAACAUGCUCCGUGUAAAGGCAGCACUACCAGCUGCUGGCCGGGCUGAACGGCACUAUUUAGUAGAGGUUGAAUGGCAACUUCGUACUUGUUAGGGUUUGUGCGUUACAUGGUUCUGUUAAAAAUAAAGUUGCAGAGAAAGAGUGUACUAA